UCGUGAUCCACCAUCAGACGACCAACACGCAUCAUCGAGGCCGAGCCCAAGGCGCAUCCACUUGCCCUCAACCUACUUGCAGACACCAUGACGUCGAGUCCGCUGCGGCAUCAAGUGCGCCAGCUCUACAAGAACCUGCUCUGGAUUGGGCGGGAGUACCCAGCAGGAUUCGAGUUCUUCAAGCCCAAGCUCAAGUCUGCGUUUCUGAAGAACAAGAGCCUCGAGACCGAAGAAGACAUCAGGAAGGCUAUCCAGCACGGUGAGUUUGUCCAGAAGGAACUCGAAGCCCUGUGGUUUCUCAAAAAAUACCGCAGCAUCAAGAGCAGCUACUACGCCGACAGGCCCGACGACAAGCCCGGCGACAGAUCCGACGAUCGCCCCUCCAAGUGAAUCGGCGGCCUCUGUGCAUUCGCCUCCGGCAGUAUAUGGCUCGACCAGCCCGUCUCAACCGCCAGCGACCGCCUUGAUCAAAAGGGCGGCCCGACUGCCGAGGCGAACC
Molecule: messenger RNA, 499 nt
Organism: Polychytrium aggregatum
Lineage: Eukaryota; Fungi; Chytridiomycota; Chytridiomycetes; Polychytriales
Product: putative growth hormone-inducible soluble protein
Exons: 4
Coding region: 88-390 (100 amino acids)
Biological process (GO): respiratory electron transport chain
Cellular component (GO): mitochondrion
Source: RefSeq, a predicted model, not a curated record